Messenger RNA from Fragaria vesca subsp. vesca, 1302 nucleotides. RefSeq lists its product as uncharacterized. The record is from RefSeq and is a predicted model, not a curated record. The coding region runs from base 1 to 1302 and encodes 433 amino acids. Lineage: Eukaryota; Viridiplantae; Streptophyta; Magnoliopsida; Rosales; Rosaceae. The transcript has a single exon.
AUGUAUUCUCACUUCGCACUAAACGAUAUCUGUCCUAGUUAUAGCACAUGGACAUGGCACGGCGAAAAUCAAGUUCAAAUGCCUGCACUUGCAGAAAUUCAAACACAACAUAAUCAGCAGGCAGGAUCUUCCAAUGCUAGUUACGGGGACCCUGCUGUGAUGAACCUCUUAAACGAUGCCUUCCCGUUCGCCGCCUCAGGAUAUCAGCAAAAUGUUGUUUAUGAUAACGCCCUUGACACAUUCCCUAAUGUCUCCCACGUUGACUACAACAGUGAUUAUGAUAAGUACAACAGGCUUGUACGCGAAGUACAAACCCCAUUGUAUCCUGACAGUGAGCAUACUGUGUUGGGUACCGUCAUAGAACACAUGCAGAUAAAAAACAAGCGGAGAAAGACUAAGACAUGUUUUGACGAGGAUAUUGCACUUAUGAAGAAAGUGCUUCCCAAAGGUAACAGUUGUCCAAAAAAUUUCGACCAGGUAAAAAGGAUGUUGGCUGGCCUCGGUCUUGAUCACCAAAAGAUAGACGCUUGCGUCAAUAACUGCUUCUUGUAUUACAAAGACAACAAGGAUGAAGUUGAGUGCCCACACUGCUACGAGCCAAGGUAUGAAGCUUCCACUUCAUCUAAGCAGAAAAAGCCCAUUCCUAGGAAGGUUCUUUGUUACUUCCCGUUGGGUCCUCGUCUGCAACGUCUGUAUAUGUCUUCAUAUACGGCCAAACAUAUGAGAUGGCACCAGGCAAGGCACCAGGGAGAGGAGAGGAUAGAUCCAGAUAAUCUCACACACCCCACAGACGGGGAGGCUUGGAAGCACUUUGACCGUUCUUUUCCCGAAUUUGCUGGAGAGUGUCGAAAUGCCAGACUCGGACUUGCAACAGACAUAUUCAAUCCUACUAGAAACAUGAAUUUGUCUUAUAGCAUUUGGCCUGUGAUAGUAUUUCUGUACAAUCUACCUCCCAACAUGUGUAUGAGGAAAGAGUACAAUUUCCUUACGCUUACGGUUCCAGGGCCGUGUUCUCCAGGAAAGUGCUUGGAUGUGUACAUGAGACCAUUAAUUGACGAGUUGCAGGAGUUAUGGGAAAAUGGACUCCAUACUUUUGACAGGCAUGGUCAAACUUCAUUCAUGAUGAAAGCAGCUGUUAUUUGGACCAUCAGUGAUUUUCCAGCUUACGGGAUGUUGUCUGGCCAACAAACUAAGGGGUACAAGGCUUGCCCGAUAUGCAUAGAUGAUGUCAAUUCUAGUUGGCACGCCGACAAAAUUUGUUUCUUGGGAUCUCGUAGACAUCUUCCCGAGGAUCACGAGUGA